AUGCGGGGCGCUCCAAUCGUUCUGCUCUACGCCGCGACCUUGGCGUCCGGCAUGGUCAUUACUCCCAGACAUGCUGGUGAGGCUCACAUUGCUGUCCGCGGCGGUGGUGAGGACCACGACGGCGGUGGUCCUUGGUGGGGUGGUGACCACGGAGAUCACGGCGAUGGUGGCCAUGGCGGUGGUGGCCCCCCAGAAGAGACCACUCCCUGCGAGACUGAGACUCCUCCGCCUGUCGAGACUCCCCCGCCUGUUGAGACCUCCACUCCGUGCGAGACGGACACCCCUACUGCUCCCCCGGUUGUGACGCCUACUACUCCCCCCGCCUUUGUGACACCUACUACUCCCCCGCCUGUUGAGAGCUCUACGCCGUGCGAGACCGACACACCUACUGUUCCCCCAGUUGUGACGUCUACUACGCCCCCGGUUGUGAUACCAACCUCGACUCCUUGCGAGACCGACACUCCCACUUCUCCUCCUCCUGCGAGCUCGACUCCAUGCGAGACCGACACUCCCACUUCUCCUCCUCCUGCGAGCUCGACUCCAUGCGAGACCGACACUCCCACUUCUCCUCCUCCUGCGAGCUCGACUCCAUGCGAGACCGACACUCCCACUUCUCCUCCUCCUGCAAGCUCAACUCCAUGCGAGACUGAUACUCCCACUUCGCCUCCUCCUGCGAGCUCGACUCCCUGCGAGACAGACACUCCCACUUCUCCUCCUCCUGCGAGCUCGACUCCAUGCGAGACUGAUACUCCCACUUCGCCUCCUCCUGCGAGCUCGACUCCCUGCGAGACAGACACUCCCACUUCUCCUCCUCCUGCGAGCUCAACUCCAUGCGAGACUGAUACUCCCACUUCGCCUCCUCCUGCGAGCUCAACUCCAUGCGAGACUGAUACUCCCACUUCGCCUCCUCCUGCGAGCUCGACUCCCUGCGAGACCGAUACUCCCACUUCGCCUCCUCCUGCUAGCACUACGCCUAGCAAGACCGAAACCCCUCCUCCCGCUUCCACCACUCCUUGCGAGACUGAGACCCCUACUGGCACUCCUCCUCCGGUUAUCGUGACCACCACCUACACCACUACCACCUGCCCAGUGACCUACAGCACCGUUACAAGCGGCACAUCAACCUUCACUCACCCCGUGACCCAGACAAGCACGAUCACCGUGACGUCUGUCUCCACCUGCACUGAAGGUUGCACUCAGCCCACAACCACUCCCACCAAGCCCACGAUUCCCCCUGUUGUUUCCACAACCUCUGUCGUGGUGCCUCCUCCCGCUACUGAGUCUAGUGUUCCAGCUACCGAGACCAGUGUCCCAGCUACUGAGCCUACUGCACCGGCACAGUCGAGCCCCGUCACUUCUUCCACCUCCGCCCCCCCUGCUUCCUCCUCGCCUGCUUUUAACAGUGCUACAGCUCUCCAGAAGUCUGCUGCGGCCUUCAUUCCUGGCCUGGCUCUUCUGUUUGCCCUGCUCUAA
Penicillium samsonianum is the source of this 1473-nucleotide messenger RNA. RefSeq lists its product as uncharacterized. Bases 1 to 1473 code for a protein of 490 amino acids. Lineage: Eukaryota; Fungi; Ascomycota; Eurotiomycetes; Eurotiales; Aspergillaceae. The record is from RefSeq and is a predicted model, not a curated record. The transcript has 3 exons.